Molecule: messenger RNA, 801 nt
Organism: Rotaria sordida
Lineage: Eukaryota; Metazoa; Rotifera; Eurotatoria; Philodinida; Philodinidae
Source: the annotation of a GenBank genome assembly
AUGCCGUCGAAUUUAUUUUCAACGUUAUUUAAUUCUACUAAUGCAACAAUUACAAAUGAAACUAUAAAUGCUUAUGAUUAUGAAGGUGCAGCUAUUUAUGUAGCUGUUAUAUUAAUUUGGUAUUCAACUGGUUUAGCAUUAAUGUUAUUUCUUCAAGUACGUCCACGUACAUUUCAAAGUCAAUUUUUACUUGAUUAUCAAACAAAUAAUGUAUCAAAAUCAUUUUCAACAAAUCCAUUUGGUAAUUAUCAUAAUGUUGAAGCUCAUAGUGUAAAAAAACAUAUUCUUAAUGAAUUAAAAGAUCCAGAAAGACGACAACGUUUAUGGAAAAUAUAUUAUUCAUCAAAAGAAAAACAAAAUGAACCACAUCCACGAUAUUAUAAAACAAUUACAGCAGAUAGUGUAACUAUUGGUCGUAUUAAUAGAAAAUUAGCUGAUAUUCAUCGAAUAGAUGCACGAAAUCGAGAUGAUUCAAUACUAUCAUCAUUAGAUGUAUCUUCAAAUGUUAAUCGAUCCGAUGGAACAAAAUUUCCUAAUAAACGAUUUACUUCAUUACGUAGAACAAGUUAUGUGCCAACAAAUAAUCGAGAACAACCUGUUCCAAUUCUAUCUCAACCUGAUACACAAACAAUAAUUCCAAAUAUCGAAGUCAAACCUAUUAUAGGUGAAAAACAACCAACAGCGCUAUUGGCCAAUGGUUCACAUAAACGAAUUAAUAAAUUUUCAAAUCGAUUUACCGUUGAAAAAGUACCGGAAAAUAAUAGUAAUAGUUCUACUAUACAAGAGAAUACAACAAAAUAG